Molecule: messenger RNA, 315 nt
Organism: Vicia faba (fava bean)
Lineage: Eukaryota; Viridiplantae; Streptophyta; Magnoliopsida; Fabales; Fabaceae
Source: the annotation of a GenBank genome assembly
AUGAUGAAGAUUGGCGGUGGUAUUGAGGAGGUUGAUGAAGCAGUGUUGAUGAAGUUGCAGAGGAAGCAGAAGAUUGAAGAUUUCUUUGGUUUAAUAGAGUUUCGAUUUGACUUUAUUAAGUGUUUGCAAGUGGUGUUUUGCAACCUUGAUGCAAGUUCCUUGGAGAAAAUUGAGCAAUAUUUUUUGGAUGUCAUAAAGCUGAUGUUGGACAUGUCUAGUAGUGCAAGUUCCUUGGAGAAAAUUGAGCAAUAUUUUUUGGAUGUCGUAAAGCUGAUGUUGGACAUGUCUAGUGCCAAGGUCAUGGCAUGGUUUUAG